Molecule: messenger RNA, 1596 nt
Organism: Aspergillus ruber CBS 135680
Lineage: Eukaryota; Fungi; Ascomycota; Eurotiomycetes; Eurotiales; Aspergillaceae
Product: cytochrome P450
Exons: 3
Coding region: 1-1596 (531 amino acids)
Molecular function (GO): oxidoreductase activity, acting on paired donors, with incorporation or reduction of molecular oxygen; monooxygenase activity; iron ion binding
Source: RefSeq, a predicted model, not a curated record
AUGUUACCCCCGAUUACACUCUUCUGCCUCGCGGUAGGCACAUUAUUUCUCUUCUCUCGCCUAUUGUCUAUUGGUAAACGACCGAAGAAUUAUCCCCCUGGGCCUCCUACAUUGCCGAUUAUCGGGAAUAUUCAUCAGAUGCCAAACCACGAUGCCCACUUGCAAUUCGAGAAAUGGGCACGUGAAUACGGUCCUAUCUAUAGUCUGAUGCUGGGCACGAAGUGCCUUAUUGUCAUCUCGAGCGAAGAAGCUGUUAAGGAACUCCUCGACCGCCGGAGCCGCAUCUACUCCCAUCGCCAGGAUAUGUAUAUUGGACAGACGCUGUGCAGUGGUGGACUUCGCGUUCUCAUGAUGGGCUACGGCCCGACCUGGCGCAUGUGCCGCAAAAUGAUCCACGGUCUCCUCAACGUCGUAACCUCAAAAUCCUACCUCCCCUACCAAGUGCUCGAGAACAAGCAAAUGCUGUACCAAUUCCUCACCGAGCCCAACGACUUCCUCAAGCACAUCCGGCGGUACUCCAACGCGCUGACAACAACAAUGGUCUUUGGCUGGCGCACACCCACCUACGAAGAUCCCAAGAUGAUGCAGCUUUUUGAUGGGUUCUCCGAGUUUUCGGAUAUCAACCAGACCGGCACAGCGGCGAUGGUUGAUUUCUUUCCGCUUCUGGGCAAGUUGCCGGAGUUUCUUGUGCCGGCGCAGCGGAAGGCAAAGGAGUUGCAUAAAAACGAGAAGGCGCUUUAUUUAAGUCAUUGGCUACAGGCGAAAAAGGAUAUUCGGGCUGGUACUAUCAAGCCAUGUUUCUGCAAGGGCAUGUUUGAGGCGCAGAAGUCUGAGGGUUUCAGUGAUGACCAGGCUGCUUAUAUCUCCGGAACUCUCCUGGAAGCUGGCUCUGACACUACUUCUUCCACGCUCUACGCCUUCGUCCAAGCAAUGCUCGUCUAUCCCGACGUGCAGCAAAAAGCACAAGCCGAAAUCGACCGCGUCAUCGGCCCCUCCCGCAUCCCAUCCAUGGAUGACAUCGAUGCCCUCCCUUACAUCCGCUGCAUCAUGAAAGAAACACUCCGCUGGAUGCCCACAACCAUCAUGGGUGCCGUCCCGCAUGCAGUCACCCAAGACGAUGAGUAUAUGGGCUACUUUAUCCCCGCGGGCGCAGGAGUCCUCCACAACGUCUGGGCCAUCCACAUGGAUCCCGACCGGCACCCCAAACCCCGCCGCUUCAACCCAGACCGGUACUCCGGCGACGAGCAGAGUCUGGGCGAUGCAGCUGCGAACCCUGACCCAUCAAAGCGCGAUGUCUUCACAUUCGGUGCGGGGCGGCGCAUUUGCCCUGGUAUUCAUGUUGCAGAGAGGAGUUUGUUUCUGGGUAUGGCGCGGAUUCUGUGGGCAUUUGACAUUCUACCCAAGAUUAAUGUGAGGACAGGGGAGAAAAUUAUGCCUGAUACAGAGAGGUUGACGCAGGGAUUUGUUUGUAUGCCAGAGCCGUUUGAGGCGGACAUUAAACCUCGGUCGAAAGAGAGGGCGGGUGUUGUGGUUAGGGAGUGGGAGGAGGCGAGGAAGGAGAAUUUGGAUGAGAGGUUGCAGUGGACAACGCAGUAG